AUGUUUGAACUUGGUGUAAAACUACCAUUUUCUGCACUGGAUUCACAAAUUCGUGCCAAACCACCCCCGUUUGUACGUAUUCCUCCACCACUUUCAACAAAUCAUUAUCAUCGUCAUCAUCAACAUCACUCGCUUCAACAUCAUCACCAACAACAAUCAUUACCAUCAGCACUAAUUCAACAAAAAGAAAUCAAUAUUAAAGAAGAUAGUAGUUGUUCUUCACCAUCUUUAUUAUCCAUCCAAGAACCUGUGAUAAUUGCAAAUAAAUCUUCUAACUAUAAAUCCACAAAUAAUACAGUUAAUAGUAAGAAGUCAUCCAAUGACUCUUAUUUAUCAAAAUCAUCAAAUGAUCCACAGUACAUUAAUUUACAAAAUAUAUCUAGAAGUUUCAACAACAACAACAACAACAACUUGUAUAUUACUACAGAUACUACUAUUAAUACUACUACUAAUACUACCAAUCAGAUGAGAAAUAAUAGUAAUGAUAAUAUUUACACUAGUACAUAUGAUAAAGGUUCAUCAUCAAAUAAAUUAGUAGUUUUACCAUCACGACAACCUAUAAAAUCAAAAUUAAACACAGUACCUUCUAAUGAAUCAAUGAAAAAAUCGAUUGGCACAAUGAUAACAUCAUAUUCUACAAUAACUUCAAGAAAUCCUUCAACAGAAUGUGUUAUAGUAAAUGAAAUUGCAAGUAAAAAUUUGAAACCAAGAGUUGCUUUUAUUGAACCAGUUAAUAAAAAGACUAGUACUACCAGUACUACUAAUACUACUACUAAUGGUGAUAAUAAUGUAAUUAAUAAAUUCGAAAUAUCUAACACUCAAAAUAACCAAUCCAUUAACGAAUCUAACAAUAAAAUAAAAUUAACAAAUAAUGAGAAGAAACCUGUAGAUAAACUGAAGUUAAGUUUAUCUGACAGAUUUCCUGGUUGGGGUGUCAUAACAGACGAUGACGACGACGAUGAUGAUGAUGAGUAUGCAAAUGUAAAUGCAGAUGAGAACAAUGUUCAGUGGGAGGAAAUAAUAACAAAUUUAGAAAAUAUAAAACAAUCACCAUUGAAAAAGGAUGAUAAAUAUGAUCGAAUAGAAAACAAGAACUAUGACAUUCAUGAAAACACUUCAAAUAAACAUGAAGAAACAAUGAAUACAAAUUGUAAUAUCAACAAUGAUAAGAUAACAAUGAAAUUUCCAUCAAUAAAUGAACAAUAUUCUAAUUCUAAUUUAUCACAAUCAUCAAAUAUAAUAAAUGAUGAAGAAACUAUUUUUCAAGUAAAUCAACAACAACAAUAUUGGCAACCAUUUCCAAGACAAAUCUCUAUUGAAAAACGUCGUCAUUCAUCAAUUCUAACUAAUCCACGUAAAUCACUUGCAAUGAUCUUUUCACAAAUUAGUAAUAAUUUAGGAUUGACACAAGAAACAUCAAUUAAUUAUUCUAAUGAACAUUAUUCAUCUAAUUUUCAUUUAAAUACAAGAAGAAUAUCAUCAUCUGGGAAACGAUUAAAACAGAUGAUUUCUAAACAUAAUAAUAAUACUAAUGAUAAUAGUAAUACUAAUUAUGAUAAUGCUCUUUUUAAUUCUGAUGCAGAUAGUCAUAAAAAGUCAUCUCGAUCAAGUUUUAUACAACAACAUAAUGACUUAAAUCUUGAUGAUGAUGUUAAUAAUAAUAAUAAUAAUAAUACAAUCGGUAUACGAAGUAGUGUUUCAAGUCAACGUUUAAUGGAACGUAGUAUUUUUAAUACAAUAAUUGGCGGUAAUCCAAAUCAACAUAGAACUAGUGGUUCAAUCGGUACAUUAUCAAAUGUUCAUUAUAAUAAAUCUAAUAAUCCAAAUACUAUUUUAACUAGUAAUAAUAAUAAUAAUAAUACAAUGUCACCAACAACCACUACAGUGGAUCGAUCUAUUCUAGUUGAUCUUUUGUGUUGUACAUGUUGUACAAAUUCAGAUGAUGAAGAUGAAGCUUAUUCAAAUCUUAUUGAAAAUCAUCGUUUAGCUCGUAUUGUUACAAUGGGUGCUAUAUUGACUAUAUUAGGUUUAAUAUUUGCUUAUAUAAUACGUUCUGCAACUGAAACUCAAACUGUACCUAAUGCAUCAAGUACAACAGGAUCACCGCCAUCAUCUCCAACAACAACAACAACAACAUUAACAGUGGCUACAACAGUUACCAAUGUAACUGAUAUUGAAACAUAUUCUUCUUUUUCUAACACUACUAAUACUACAUUAAAUUUAAUAAUGAAUUCAACUUUAAAUCCUCAAUUCAUAAAACAAAUGGGAAAUGUUUCAAGUUUCCUUAAUUUAACUCAUAAUGAUGAAUCAAAUUCAGUUGGAAUUUUAAAUGAUUCGUAUAUGUAUAGUCAUGUGAAUAGUAAACUGAUAAGCAUUAAUGAUAAUAAUAACAGUGAAUCACAUAAUGCAUCAUCAUCAUCAUAUUAA
Schistosoma guineensis is the source of this 2427-nucleotide messenger RNA. NCBI's taxonomy places the organism in Eukaryota, Metazoa, Platyhelminthes, Trematoda, Strigeidida, Schistosomatidae. The record is from the annotation of a GenBank genome assembly.